Molecule: messenger RNA, 4725 nt
Organism: Anoplopoma fimbria (sablefish)
Lineage: Eukaryota; Metazoa; Chordata; Actinopteri; Perciformes; Anoplopomatidae
Gene: nlrx1
Product: NLR family member X1
Exons: 13
Coding region: 373-3267 (964 amino acids)
Biological process (GO): negative regulation of canonical NF-kappaB signal transduction
Cellular component (GO): mitochondrion
Molecular function (GO): protein binding
Source: RefSeq, a predicted model, not a curated record
GAGACAGGUGAGACAGGAGACAGGCUGUGUGGUGAGACAGACAGGCUGUAUGGUGAGACAGGUGAGACAGGAGACAGGCUGUAUGGUGAGACAGGUGAGACAGACAGGCUGGUGAGACUGGUGAGACAGGAGACAGGCUGUGUGUGAGACAGGUGAGACAGACAGGCUGUGUGUGAGACAGGUGAGACAGACAGGCUGUAUGGUGAGACAGGUGAGACAUGAGACAGGCUGUAUGGUGAGACAGGUGAGACAGGAGACAGGCUGUGUGGUGAGACAGGUGAGACUGACAGGCUGUGUGGUGAGACAGACUGCUAACCUGUCUGUGGCUGCAGGACAGCAGAACCGGCUGUGAAGAGGUAGCAGAACAGAAGGAUGAGCUCACUGCACAGACAGCUGAGUCAGCUGCUCGGAGCAUGGAGGAGGAGGAGGAGGGUGGAGGAUUCUCUGUACGCAGCCGCUGGUUUUCACUGCAGGACCUUCUGCUCCACCACUUCAGAACCAGAACUCCUAGAGAUCCACAAGAAGAAGCUCUUCCUGUGGUUCAGCCACCUUCCUCAGGAGGAGAAACAGUUCGGGGGUUACUUCAGUCCAGAGACCAUGCAUGUGGACCCCCUGAUCCUGGAAAGAGAGGCCGAGGAGAGGGCAGGAAUGCUCAUUUCCCCUCUCAAGACCGUGACCCCCUCCAGCCCCUCUGUGACCGUGGAGCAGCUGUUUGAGCCCAGCGAUGGCUGGAGUGAAGGUCGGGGGCUCAACGUGUUGCUGUACGGAGCUGUGGGAACCGGGAAAAGCACGGUGGUCCGGAAGCUGGUGCUGGAUUGGUGCACUGGGAGAACCCUGACCCAAUUCAAGUUGCUGGUCCCUUUCUCUUGUGAGGACCUCGGUCAACUAUCAAAGGUGGCUUCCUUAAGGGACCUGGUGAGCAGGAAGUACCUCCACCUAAGAAAACACCCUCUGCUGAGUGGGGAGGGAAACCAGGCCAAGGACGUGCUCUUCCUCUUCAACGGGAUGGAGAAGAUGAAUCUGGAUUUCAGAAUUGGAGCCACAGAGCUUUGCAGUGAUCCUAAUGAGGCGCUGUCUCCAGGUGUGGUGGUGGUCAACCUGCUGAGGAAAUACCUCCUGCCUGAGGCCAGCAUCUUGGUCACCACCAGACUGUCUGCCCUGGACCGGGUCCCCCAGAAGUAUGUGAGCCGCUACGCACAGAUCUGUGGCUUCAAUGACCCGGACCGCCAGCGGGCCUACUUCAACAGCCGCCUGCUGCAGCAGAGCGGCGAGUCGGCCAGAAACCAGGAGGCCAACGCUCUCAUAGAGCUGCUCUACCUCAACCUGCAGAGAGAAAGCCAGCUGGCUGCAGCCUGCUUCCUCCCGUCCUAUUGCUGGCUCACAUGUGCUACCUUACACUUCCUCCACUUCACCGACGCCAAGGCGCCCAUCCGCACGCUGACCGGCAUUUACACCAGUUUCCUCCGGCUGAACUUCGGAGGCGAGGUGCUCGGCGCGAGAACAGGAACCAAUGUGCCCCUUCAGGAUCACCACAGCUCUCUGAUGUUGUACGUGGUCCGUACGCUCGGGAAACUCGCGUUUGACGGCGUGACUCACAGACGCACGUCGUUCUCGGAAAAGGAGCUGGAGCAGUGGAUAGGAGGUAAGACCAAGACGGACGAGGAGCUACGUCAGCUCGUCAUGUUCCGCACCGACGUGCUCGACUUCUUCUUGGCUCCCUGUGUAGAAAGCGGCAAGCAUUUAUCAGAAAAACCCGGUGAGAAUGACAAGAAGCGGUACGUGUUCGCUGUCCCGGCCAUGCAGGAGUACCUGGCGGCUCUCUACGUGGUUCUAGGAGAGAACAAAUCGGCUCUGGAGAAGCUGACCAGUCAGGUGACUAAGGCCAUCGGUCAGGCCAGUGAGGAUGUCAACACCGUCGUCAACAUCUUCUCAAAGUUCAUCCCCCUCCGGAUAUUUGCCGUCUUCAACCUCCUGAAGCUUUUUCCGAAGCUCUACGAGAAAAUCAGCAGUCACAACAAAGGCAACAUUGCCAGAACGAUGGCCUCUGAGAUGUUCCGCACCGAGGACAGCUACAACGAGGACGUCCUGGACCAGGUGGAGCAAAGCCUCCUGGGAGUCCACGGCCCGAAGCCGAAGCAGUACAGCGAGGGCCAGCCUUUUGAGCUCUACCCCAUCUUCAUGGGUGGACUGUUGCAUUAUGGGAACCGUGUCCUUCUCCAGCAACUUGGGUGCAGCAUUCAGAGCACCACCGUGGCCCAGAUCACACACGCCCUUAGGAAGUACCUGGUCAGAGAGCUCAGCAAACCACAGCCUCCAGAGGAGCUGAUGGAUCUCCUGGUCCUCCUGUACGAGUUUCAGAACCCCAGAGUGACCGCAGAGGUUCUGGCCUCGAUCAGAACCAUCAACCUCGCCAACAUCCGUAUGACGCCACUCAAGUGCUUCGUGCUGAGUUCGGUGCUCUCGUGCACUCCUGCAAGUUAUCACCUGGAAGCGAUGGACCUGUCCUCCUGCCUCCUGAAUCACGACAUGCUUCAGAUGCUGUGGCCGGCCUUCAGACACACACACAACCUCAAUCUGCAGUUUAACAGCCUGGGUCCUGAGUCCUGCGUCCUCCUGAGAGAUCUGCUACUAGACCCCAUGAGCUCUAUCAGAUCUCUACAACUGUGUGACAACCCUCUGCUGGAGUCCGGAGCCUGCACCCUGCUGGGGGCUCUGCCAGAGAACCGGUCCCUGACACACCUGUCCCUGAUGCACACCGGUCUGGGGGACCAGGGGGCCCUGGAGCUGGCCGAGAGGCUCCAGCAGCACGAGGGGCUCCUGGAGCUCAACGUGGCCUACAACAACAUCGGGGACAACGCCGCUCUGGCUCUGGUGGACGCCUGCAGGGAGCACCCCGGCCUUCACACCGUGCACUUGUAUCUGAACCCUCUCAGCGACGUUGCUAAACAGUCCCUGUAUGUCCGAGGCGUUCCCAAGAGCCAAGGCGGCCGGCGGGUCAAGGUCCUGGCUUCAGUCACCGAGGGCUCCGACAUCUCCGAGGACUGGCACCCGAUCCUCAGCGUGAUCCGGAAGAACGCCUCGUCCUGGGACCGGGAACGCGUCAAGCAGCAGCUGAAGGUGUUCCUCAGGGAUCUGGAUUGGGGCCGUCAGCAGCAGCAGAGCUUCUGGAAGAGGCUUCACUUCAGACGGGUGGAGAAGGGCGUCCGUCAGACGCUGCAGCAGCUGGAGAAGGACGAUCUACCUCCGUCAUCAGGAUACGGAAGAUGAGAGAGAGAGAGAGAGAGACAGAGAGAGAGACAGAGAGAUUGUAAAGAAGAUGACUUUGUUUUUUGCACCAAACUCAGAGAUUAAAAAGCCUCGACAGAGAGCUCUUACAUACUUUAAGGUUCUGAGGAUGUAUGAGGGUGUAAAAUGUUGCGGUUAUAGAUUAUGAAACUGAAUCACCGUUGUGUUAUGAAUAUUCAGUUUACAGUGCGUCGUUUUUUUAAAUCUAAUGUGGAUUAGAACAAAUACAGCUGUUAUUUAACAGAUGACAAAGAACAAAAAAAGGGAUAUUUAAAAACGAGGUAAUGCAAUAAAUAAAUAGUCCUCGGAAAAGUCCUUCUUGAAAUACAUCAAUAAUAUUAUAUCGGUUCCAAAAACAAACCAUUACUGUAAAUAUUAAAAAUACUAUCUGCAUGUUUUUAGAACAUAAACUGAAGAUGAAGCCUCACAUCUCACUGUUUGUGAUUAAGAAAAGGCCCAAUCCCAGUGUCUCCUUUAAAGCCUUAACUGUAAGAUACCAAUGAGGAAAGCACUCUUCCUGCGACAUAUCACGUUACCAUGACAACGUCAUAAUUCCGGUACAAUUUGGGGUAUUUUUUUCAUAUUUUAUCACCCCUCAUGUGAACGUCAUGUGAACGUCUUCCAGGGUUUUCCCCUCAUGAAAUGAGAGCUAAAUGUUGAAUAAAUCUAUUUACUCGUCUUUGUCGUAACGGGUUCAGUAAAAACGUUCAAUGUUUGAUGAAUAAAACCAGCCGUGUAAUGUUCUUUAUGUUACAUCAGGUUUAUGGAUCGUCUUUAAUCCUUCAAGGACUUCUUGCAGUGCUAGUUGGCUAAGCGCUAACAUGCUAACUGACCUGCUAACAUGAGUGAACAAUAGAAAAGUCACGUUGGUGCCUCUUUAAAGUCUUCCAGAUGUUUGGCUGAUGUUUUAUUUGGAGCCAAAAUCAAUGUGAAGCCAUAUCAAUAAUUAUGAAAUGUACUGUUUAUUGUUGUUGUUUUCCCCCUUGGACCUCUUCUUCCUCCUCCUCCUCUUCCUCCUCCUCUAACAUGUUCACUUUACCGUGUUUGCCGUUGACUGUAAUCUGUAUUUGUUUUCUCUCUGUUUGUUUUUGACUCCAUUAAUGUUUUGAUUUCAGUAAAAAAUGACUGAAUUGUUUAAUUAAGAAUAUUUUAAAAGUUAAAGUUAAACAACGGUUUGUGUUUAGUUAACGUUUCUGUUAAGUGUUCUAGUUAAAGGAACAAGUGAACAAGAACCCAAACGGUUUGUGUUUUUGUUAAAGGUAAAUCUAAACAGACUGAUGUCAGAUGUUUAUUAAAUGUUCAAUUCUGCUUAUUUAGUUUUUUAUGUCCUAUCAGAUUUGUUCUCAGAGCAGAAUGAUGCAUGUUCAGUGCUGUGUAAAUGAAAUAGGCCUGUGCUGUGAUGUUGGUGAUGAAGUGCAUUAAAACAUGUUGCAUUAAAGU